Molecule: messenger RNA, 1056 nt
Organism: Salvia splendens (bonfire salvia)
Lineage: Eukaryota; Viridiplantae; Streptophyta; Magnoliopsida; Lamiales; Lamiaceae
Exons: 2
Coding region: 1-1056 (351 amino acids)
Source: RefSeq, a predicted model, not a curated record
AUGAAAAGGCCGACGGACAGUGAGAACGUGUACUCGGUGGACGUAACCGUGCCUCUGGUGCAAGAGUAUCUCGAAGAGGAGUUCCUACAGAGGAAAUUCACCGACUCCGCAGCAGACGAAGAGGUUGAGAAGGAAAUUGCUGACUGGUACGAGACUAUGAAAGUUGGGGAGAUGGAUGAUCAAGCCAUCGCAAAAGCGGUGAUGGAUUUUUACGAGCGACCGCGGCCAGCUGGUUCAAGCGGGAGAGCUCAUCUGUCAAACGUCGAGAAGCUGCCUGCUCAAGGCACCCCACUGAGAAGAGAAAAGGAAGAGAACCCUCUGCCUACUGAAUUAGCCACAACCGCAAAAGAAUUGAAGCUGCUUCCAGCACAUUUGAAGUACGCCUAUCUGGGGGAGAAUGAAACGCUGCCAGUAAUCAGCAACAAUCAGUUGACCCAGGGACAGGAAAAGCAAUUGCUGGAGGUACUGAGGUGCAAUCAGAAAGCAAUCGGGUGGAAGUUGACGGAUUUGGUGGGAAUUAGCCCAGAUUUAUGCAUGCACCACAUCCGGCUAGAGGAAGGAGCAAAGCCCCACCUUGACCAGCAACGCAAGCUCAGCCCCAACAUGAGGGAGGAAGUGCUCAAGGAGAUAGUCAAGAUGGUCUCUAUCGGAAUUAUAUACUUCAUUCCGGAUAGCAACUGCUUCCUUGAUGGGUAUAGUGGCUACUUCCAAAUUGCUGUGAACCCAGAUGAUCAAGAGAAGACAACAUUUACAUGCCCCUUCGGCACCUACGCCUACAGAAGGAUGCCGUCCGGACUCUACAAUGCCCCAGGGACCUUCCAUAGAUGCAUGAUGAGCAUCUUCUCCGACUUGUUAGAAGAUUGUAUUGAGAUCUUCAUGGACGACUUUACUGUCUAUGGGGACACGUUUGAGCAAGAGCUCCAUAGCCUAAACAGAGUGCUGGAGAGAUGCCAACAGAAGGACCUGGUCUUGAACUUUGAGAAAUACCACUUCAUGGUGACUGAGGGCAUCGUACUGGGCCAUGUUGUAUCAAGAAGAGGGAUUGAAGUUGAUUAA